Messenger RNA from Lytechinus pictus (painted urchin), 7543 nucleotides. Its product is annotated as zinc finger protein 431-like. The record is from RefSeq and is a predicted model, not a curated record. Gene Ontology annotation, biological process: regulation of transcription by RNA polymerase II. Gene Ontology annotation, cellular component: nucleus. The transcript is spliced from 10 exons. Gene Ontology annotation, molecular function: DNA-binding transcription factor activity, RNA polymerase II-specific. NCBI's taxonomy places the organism in Eukaryota, Metazoa, Echinodermata, Echinoidea, Temnopleuroida, Toxopneustidae. Bases 94 to 2226 code for a protein of 710 amino acids.
GUAGCGCCAUCUGAUGACGUAAAUGCAAAUUAGAUUGGGGCUGUGUCCGCUGACGCGUUCGUACGUGUCCGUAUUUUUCAGGUCAUAAUCGCCAUGGAAACGGAUGUGAGUACAGACCAACCAGGUUCAUCCACCAUGGCGACCAUUGUAAACCCAGCGAGCGUAGAAGCAGCAGACAUCAAGCAAGGUGUCAACACCGAUGUCCCUUCAGGAACUACCAUCACAGUUGUCGAUGCAUCCCAGACAUCUGAUCUUGGAGGUCUUCUACAGGCAUCCGAGAUGAUGGAGAUAAUCACACAGGAGGUUACUACACUCGCCCAAGCUAAUGGAGGGGUCACAGAGGCAAUUACAACAGUCGCACCUGUCAUGGCGCAGAAUGGGGUUGUUCUUCAAGCUUCUGAGCUAAUGAAACAAAUCAUGGAACAGGUGAAUAUCAAACAGGAGGACGGGGAAGACGCUCCACAGACGGUCUAUGCUGAAAUCAGACCACCAGAACAGAUGAUGAUAGAAGACCCAAGCUCUGGCCAAGAUAAACAAACAGGGUUGGUUGACACAUUUGCUAUGUAUACCGACGACGAGAAUCAACCAGAGGAGAUGGUUCAUCAACAAUCAGAUAACAUGGGUGGUUCAACCAAGGUUCUUCAUGUUCAAGCUACGCAGGAACCAGUGGAAGGAGAUCCCAACAGUGUUGAGGCCUCAAGGACGUUGACGGUUGUGAUCACCAACUUCCCAGACCAUCUCAAGACACAGGUCCUCUCCUACAGCUGUAUGUCAUGUGGGAGUGCGUUCAACGAGGUCGUCGACCUCAUGUCACAUGUCUGCACAGGCACCGCCCCCCUCAUUGCCAAUGCCAGCAGCGUAGUCAUCAACACAGGUUUGGGUACAAGUGCUCCGGAGAUUGACCCUAACAAGACCGUCAUCAGCACCGCCGACCUCUUCUAUCGAUGUGACGAAUGCCCAAAGAAAUACGUCAAGAAGACGGACCUAGUCAGACAUAAAAAUGCUCACCAUAAAAAGGGGGACACUGUCAAGUUGAAGCAUCCAUUAGUAAACCGGGUGGACCUGUUAGAUACAGCAAACAUAGAACAGCAGCAGAUGGUCGAAGAGAACAUCAUCAUUACCGAAAAUGGCCAGUUUCAGUGUGCUGUUUGCCUAAAGUGCUGUAAGCGGAAGUUUGAUCUGAAACGUCAUCUGUUAACCCACAGUAACAUCAGAGACCGGCCGCACUCGUGCGAGCACUGUGACAAGAGAUUCCUGACAGCCAGCCAUCUUAGGCAGCAUCUCCGGGCCCAUGCUGGUAUCAAACCGUUUGCGUGUGACGUGUGUGGGAAGACGUUUGCACGUUCCAGCGAGGUCACGCGGCACAAGGUCAUGCACCAGAGAGAUGGAGGAGGAGGAGGCAGUGCUGGAGUCGAGGAUGGAGUAGGAGAUGGCAUGAUUGAAACCAACAAUUCUGUAAACUCUGUAGAAGAGGAUGAGAUGGUUGUUCCGGAGGUGGUUCCGGUGUCGAUGGUCUCAGCGCUGGGGUCUCUCAGCUACGAAUGCACCGACUGUUCAGAGACAUUCCUCAAUAAGAAAGACUUGCAGCUUCACCUGUUUGAGAAGCACACGUUCCAAUGCAAGCAGUGCGCCACAGUGUUCCCAACCGUAAGUACCUUGGAGCGGCACAUGGCCGAGCACCGGGAGGAGGUGUACACCUGCAUAGAAUGUUCCAUGGUGUUUGUCCACAAGAAACAGCUCAAACAGCACAACAAGCAGAAGCAUCGGGAAAAGUAUCGAGAAAAGCACCGGGAGAAGCACGCGGAACGGCAACGGGAGCAAGAGGACACGCAAGAGAACCGAACUGAGGACCAAGAGGAUGGGGUUAGGUAUCAGUGUGAUAUAUGCUUCAAGGAGUUCCGCAAGAAUAGCAAUCUCAAGCGGCACAUGGUGACCCACACGGAGCGGGAAAGGCGGCACCAGUGCGAGCUCUGCGAGAAGAAGUUCCUGACAAGCAGUCACCUGAAGGCUCACCACAUGCAGAAGCACUCGGAGGAGAGGCCCAACAAGUGUCCGUACUGCGAUAAGAGGUUCGCCCGGAAGCACGACCUGAAGCGGCACCUGUCCAUCCACGAUGCGGAGAGAGAGAGGCCCUUUGAGUGCGACCAGUGUGACAAGAAGUACAUCGCAGCUAGUCAUCUUAGAGAUCAUCAAAUAGUGCAUACAGCCGAUGAUGAGGUGCUUUAGAACGGGGACCCAUUCCAGUGUGCCAACCUCUGAAUGCAUGAAGCCUGCCCUCUGGAGCCUGGAUGAUGCCAUGGAAGACGCACAGUAUUCUGCAUGGUCUGUACAUCGCAGCAUUAUGUCAUCAUGCACCCUUUCCUGCCACGUGUUCGUCAUAUCCCUUUGCUGUGGCUUGCAAAGCUUGCAACAUUCUUUUUUAAAGAAGUCGAGUUCUGGUAUAAGGUUGAUUAUUAGUUUCUUCUUAUGUUGUGGCAAAACAUCAAAGAAUAAUUAUAAAAGGUGUUGGCUCCUCAAUCGUCCAACUUCUAGCUAAGUGACAAGAGUUUGUUGCGAAUGUUAGAAUGGCCUGUCAUGCUUGAUAUUUAUGUAGUCCCAUGUAUACGUUUGUCUGUGGACUGAAUUCCAUCAAGACUGGCAAUUUAGUAGGAUAAGACUGAAAACUUAACAGAAAGAUAACUCAUUUAAGAUCACAUUCUUUCAAGUUCCUAUUGCAUCGAUUGUUGGUCAUCAAGGAGCUGUCAAUGAGACAGUGCUUGUUAGGGAAGUAAAUUGCUUGAGCCGAAAUGGCUGACUAAAUCACUUGCCAUGUCUGAGCUCUUUUAAUAUUGUCUAUACAAUCUGCUUGUGUUGUUUACAGUUUCAUACUGUAUUCAAAUCAAGCUGUGAAGAAAGUUUAAUAAAUGAUCAUGAUUCCCACCUCCCUUUAGUUUAGAUAAAAUUGAAAUAAAAUAUAGUUUACAAUUGAAUUAAUUUCAACAACAGAAAAAAAUGAAACAAUAGCAUUAUCCAAUUUCUUCUUUGAAUUUAACAACUUUUUUUCAUGUGUCUUUGGGCCAUUUGUGUCUGUGUUUGAUCUGUUUGCUGUGAUUGUUCAUGCAUGUACAUGUACUAGGGGGUGGAGCUGCGCUUUCAAGUUUCAAGGGUUUACUAUUAGAAGAAAUUACUCUAUUUUGGUGUAUUUUCCACAUCUUGAUAAUAAAAGAGAAAUCUAUAUGAAUGGAAAUCAAAACAAAAAUAUCAAAUGAUCAGAUUAUGAUAAUGUGCUAUUUUCAUUAAACCAUGGACCUAUUACGAAUGGACAUUCAACGAGAGUAUUUUAUGACCACCACCUGUUUCCAGCUGUCAAAAUCGCUGUCUAACCCUUAACUUUCUCUUUACGCGGUUUUUACGACCACCGCCCGGGGCGAUUGUUUACACAAGCUCCUUUCGCCCAUUGAUCGUCACCGAUCGAUCACUGGCCCUCUUUCGACCAAAGGCGGUCAUGUUUUAGCCCCGAUUGCCAAAAGGGAAAGUCCCUACAUUACCUAGAAUGCAAUGCGCAAUUCAUAUCCGGUUUUUCAGUACAUUAUUUUAGGCUGUCUAUAAUGUGCGAUUGUCGUCUGUCCAUCAAAAAAAAAUCCUGUUAAAUUUCAUCAAUCCUGUGGAAUUUUAUGCCCAAAUGAAAAUUAACUUCUGACCGAAGGUAAGCGCUACUAUCGACAUCAAUACUGUCCGAAAAAGAUGAAAUUUUAACGUUUUUCAGCAGAUUUUUUCGUCGAAUUUCAAGUGCUUUUUUGCCAUAGAUAUACGGAUCUGCAAGGUGAUGUCAAUGCAUUUCAUUUCCGGUUGUUAGCGAUGUACGUAAAAAAUACGUUUAUGCACGCCUGUUUUCUUGUUUCUGCUAUCAUUUUCAUAGCGCUAAUGUUCGCUGCUGUGCGUUGCUGUUGAUAAAGUGAACGAACAACAUCGCAAUGUGUAGGAGCAGCGUACAAUUGAUUUCCGCUGUCCAUCAGUGAGAGCAUGGUGAGAGCGUUUUUUACGACCGGCUUGAUGGGUGUCAGCUGCCAGCGCUCUGUUUAUAAAAGGAUUAGCGGCGACGGUCUUUGUGUCAAAGGAGGGGAUUCGUUGAAUGUCCAUUCGUAAUAGGUCCAUGAUUAAACUAACACUCUGGUACAGGUAGAUGACAAAGCAGGCAACUUUGUUUAAUUGUUCCUCCUUGGCAUAUGGCAUAGGUCAAGCAUCAUUAAAGGCCAUUCUGAUUAGGUUUACAAUGUGAUGGAAGUAGCAGUGAAUUCUGUGAUUAUAAGAAAUCAUAUUAUAAGAGGGGAUGGUCUGAAAAAAACGGGAUACAGCAUAGCUACAUAUCAUAAUUUCAUGUAUUAUGUGUAAAGCCAUAGUGUUGUUACCAAGAGGUUUCUUUCAAUUUGUGAUGUAAAUCUUAUUUUUUAUGAGGAUUUUUAAUUGAAUUUAUAGUUUGAAAACACUGCAAAUGUAACAGUGAAUGUAAACAUUGAAUAUCUCAUCAGAGAUCUAUCUAUCAGUUAUGUGGUGUGCUAUAUAUGUGAUGCGUUAGAGAUGUAUUAGUACAAAUAUUUCUAUUAUUAUUCUUAUUCCUAAGGCAUAGACAAUUAUUAAAAUGUGUGUGCUUCACCUUUUUAACUUGGUGUUUGCUGUACCUUUUUAUUUCUUGGUGGGGGAACUGUUGCCAAAAUAUUUGUUCCUGUGACUUUUUCUCUCGGCUUUAUUUAUUUUAUUUUUUUAAGGCUUCGAAUCCUAUUUUAGCAGAUUAAUUACAAUUUUGGACCUCCUCCAUAAAGAUUCCUCCUUUUUACUUCAUUUAUUCUGAUUUCUGGUCUUUAAUGGUUGGCAGCUAUGUAAUUGGUCCGUUCAACCUAUUUAGCCAAUGGGAAGAAAUGUAUCAGGCUCCAAGUCUAAGUCACGGAAUGCAAUUUAUUCAAUGUAUUCUUAUUUUGAUAGAUACUUCAUUUGUACAAUUGACAAUCCUAUUCAUCAAAGGUGAACUAUCUGACCUAGAAUGUUGUGUUUCACACUAGGAAACCGAUAUACACUUUUGUAUUCCUGUAGAAUGUGAUGGAAACAUCUAAAGAUGUAAUGUUUGGAACCUUUAAAUUCCCUGUUGCUUUCCUGUCACUUGCAGAGAAUCCAAAUAACUAUCCUAGCAUUUCUCAAAGUAUUUAUGGGCAAUGUCAUGCCUGUUACAUGGGAUUGUCCGUAUACAUAUUGUUCUGGGAUCGAUGUGACAUCUGAAAUAAAUUUUGAAAAUGUAGUGUAAUGAGUGUAUUUAUAAGAAGGGAUGUUCUAUGAAUGUAUAUUUUGAGCAAAGGUUCCCAAAUUGCCAAGAAAGAUCUAAACUGUUAUAUUCUUAUUUGUUCAUGAACAUUUUCAUUUAUCCAUGAAAAUAAUUAAAAUGUAGAAUUAUAAACGAUUGGAUGACAAAUAAAGGGGAAGUGUUGAAUAUCCGAUCCUGGGCGCAAUCUUCAGCUUUUUCUGAUUUUGGCCAAGUCCUCGUCGACUGUUGCAGAUGCGCUAUUGAUAUAAUUUUUUAGAUGUUUAAGAGAGAACACAUCCAGGGUGACGGAUCCAUUUCUCAACAAACUUCUUUUUUGAUAGGCUGAGAAGCACAGUUGCCAUGGUAAUUGUCACACAAAGUGUACUUUUGUGAGUCCUCUUAUGAAACACUCCCCCGGGAACAAACAUACAAAAUUGGAAGUGAAACAGUUCUUUUAAUUUGUAAAUCCAGUUGAUGUUAAUUAAUGACAGCUUUAAAUCAUGUCUUUCAGUUCAAAUUUAAUCUUCACAAUCCAUUGUAUGAUUAUUAACGUAAAGCUAUAACCAUGGCUACCCAUUUUCAGAUUGUAAUUUUUUUUCAUUUAAUUUGGCAUCGGUUUCUAUGAACCAUCCCAAGAGAAAAAGUAACAAAUUGUGACAUCAACCAGUGUGAACUAUAGCUUUUUUUUUUUUUAGAGUUUGGAUUGUGGCCCAGUGGAUUAGUGUCCUGACUUUUAAACAGGUUUGUGGGUUUGAAUCCCAGCCAUGGCAUAAUUUCCUUCAAUUAGUCAAUCACGUUUGUGCUGCAUUCAACCUAGGAGGUAUAAGCCUUUGAAUACCUGGCAUAAGUUUGCUUGUGCACUAUAAAAGGCUUGCUAGGCUAAUGCCAGGUUAAAAAUAGCUAAUUCCUUUUGGAAACUGAUAAUUUAUAUACAGAUUAUGCACUUUAUAAGAAUGAAAUAUUUAUUAUUUUAUGGCUCAAUUUUUGCUUUCCUGUCUUCGAUUACCUGUUAACUUUAUUUAUUUAUUAUGCAUGAAAGUAAACAAGUGUGAAAUUAUUGUAUGUUGGUUUGUCUAUGUCUUGAAGUGCAUUAAUGUACCAUUGUGAAGAAAAAACCUGAACCAUUUUUGAAAUUUUUAAAAUAUUUUGUAUAUCUCCCCACUAUGCGGGGACAAUUUAUCUGUAAAUUUUGAAUUAGUGUAUAGUACCAGUGCUCUUUGUUGAUAACUGUUACACAUUGUUUUGAUUGUACUUUUUGGUUGUAUUGGUAGUAAUGAGAUGAUUUUUUUAUUUUACAUUACAGUUUUUGCAGGACAAUGCUAGAAAACAAAGGGAGUGGAUUAGUUUGAAAGGAAUGCAGUGGCCCGUAUUCUGAACUUUGGUUUGAUUUAAACUCUCGUCUAAAACUAUGGAUAGCCAAUGGGGCACAAAUGCUAUUAGUACACGUUCAAUCAAUUAACUCACAUGAUGCUCGAAUAAAGGUCAUUAAACUCUGGUCUAAAGUUGUGGUUAAACUAUGGAGAGCCAAUUGUGUCAUAAACAUGUAACAGUUCAAGUUCGAUUUAUAAGCUAAUUUGACUCUCCAAUCAUUCGUAAAGGUCUGGAAAUGAUAACAAAUAGUUUCCUUCAUCAUAAUAGUAUGACGAAAAAGCACAGUAGACAUAAGAAACAAAAAAUUUUGACAUUGUAAGCUGCCCGUAAUUUUGACCACAAUUAACGGCAGUGGCCUAAUUUAAAUCAAACUUCAGGAUACGGGCCAAUGAGUCCACAUUUGUCCUGCAUACGUACAUGUAUAUUAAAGGUGGUGCAGGGAUUUAAGAUUGUUUGCCAUUUAUCCAGUGCUCUUUCUAAGCCAUCUGAAUGGCUGCUUACCAGUGUUUGAGCUUUGGCUGUAAAGGCCCGUACUCUGAACUCUGGUUUAUUUAAAAUCUGGUCCAAAGUUGUGGUUGAAGUAUGGGAAGCCAAUUGUGAUUGGUAUCUCUAAUACCGUAAUUUCUUUACAAGUUCGAUUUGUCAGCUCAUUUGAAAACCCAAAUCAUUCAUAAUUUACUGGGAAUGAAUUCUGAAAUAGUACUCGUCAUCAUGGAAACAUGAGGAAAGACACAAGUUAAGACACAUUCAAUGUAAAUGCAAUUUUGAUAUUUUUGGCUACUUUUUAUAUUUUUGGCUUUCCAUAAUUUUAGCACAGAGUUAGAGCAUGGCCUAAGGUAAAUUGGACUUCAGAAUACGGGCAAAAGUGUAUUAUGUCGCAGUAAACAAUCAAAUUAUUUA